UAAAUAAAGUUUUAACUUUUGAAAAUAAAUAGUUAAAUAUUUUCCCUCUCACUAACUUUCUUCCAUAUUAUAUCAGUCAUAUUUCUUUCUCUCUCUUUUCCUGGAUCCAUUUUCAUUUCAAUCUACAAUAUGGAAGGAGACUCACCACCCUUAUGGGCCCAAUCCACCGCCGCAUUCCACCACCACCACCACCAUCGCCGCCGCUCCUCCGCUCCGAUCAUCAACCCCGUCGUCCUCAUCCUUCUAAUCCCCACCCUCUUUCUCCUUCUCAUCUUCUUUCUUCUCCCUCCUUUUCUCUUCCAUACAUCUGAAUUUCUCCGCUUAGGUUCAGUCAAAAAGAGCUGGGAUUCUUUCAAUGUCUUACUCGUUGUCUGUGCCAUUCUCUGCGGCGUCUUCGCCCGAAGAAACAACAACAACGACAACAAUAUUAACAGUCAAGAACAAGAACAAGUACUAAUUUCGAAUGCCGCCGCCAAAUCUCAUACUCAAUGGUUUGUCCAAGAUCAUCAUCCAUCGCCGAUGAUUACAACACCGGCAACCACCACUGGAAGGUUGAGGAGAAGUAGCAGCUCGUAUCCAGAUCUAAGACAUGAGUCCUUGUGGGAACCCGACCAGACCCAGUUCCGGUUCUUCGAUGACUUUGAAUUGAACCAUUACCGUCCUGCUCCAUCGGCGCCGGCACCGGCGCCGGUUACUUCACGUCAUCUCCCUUCUCGACGGACCACUGGCUCAGGGGGGGAUAGAGAUGAUUUUCUAUUCAAAGAAAUUCCGGUGGAUUCGUUUGUCGUUCGUUCUCCACGUCCAAAGUCACCGGAGAACCAACAUCAGCCGGCGGCGAAUCCAGUACAGAGGCGGACAUUUCAGAGUGUUCCACGUGAAAAAGAGAUUAACAAAGUAGAACAAGAGCAGGAUCAAUUUCAGUUCAAGAUCCAAACAAAAACAACAAUACCCGAUCAGCCUCAACCUCAGGAAACAAUUGUGAAUCGUAGAACGCUGAAAAGAAGCGACAGGAAAAAGAGUGGAUCGGCGAAGGAAAUAGCGACGGCUAUAGCUACUUCACUCUAUAGCCAAAGAAAACGAAAGAGAAGAUCUAAAACUAGAAAUAUUUACGAAUCUGCAUCAACCCUCUUCCAACAAACUGAAGAACAUCCAAACCCUCCGCCACCACCUCCGCCACCGCAAAUGGCUGCACCUCCGCCGCCUCCGCCACCACCACCUCCUCCACCGUCUUUUUUUCAAAAUAUCUUCAAAAAAGGAACCAAGACAAAGCGAGUUCAUUCUGUUUCCGUUUCAGUUUCUAGUCCGCCGCCACCGCCUCCGCCGCCGCCGCGAUCAUUGUUCAACAAUCUGUUAAGAACAGGUGGUAAAAGCAAACGGACAUCAGGUCUGCCACCACCGCCUCCACCGCCUCCGUCUUCAAUCUUCAACAAUAUCUUCAAAUCCAAUACAAAGAGCAAACGAUUCAACUCAAUUUCUACUCCACCCCCUCCUCCUCUUCCUCCUCCUCCUUCAUCAACCUUCCGCAAUAUGUUCAGAACAGGUACCAAAACCAAACGAUUCGAUCCCAUCUCCAAAUAUCCACCGGCGUCUGAUCAAUCUUUCGACCCGCAAUCACCUCAAUUGCAUAACUCCGAUUCCCCUCGUCGGCGAAACAACACAUCAGCCGGACGACCCCCUUUACCCACAAAAAUGAACCAAUACUACGACGGAAACAACGAGACCAUUAUCAACAGCGGAGCUCAAUCACCUCUAAUUCGAAUCCCAUCGCCGCCACCAUUGCCACCAUUCAAGAUUCCAGAGAUGAAAUUCUUCGCCCGAGGCGAUUACGUUAGAAUUAGGAGUACCCACAGCUCCAGAUGCAGCUCUCCAGGAUUGGAUGACAUAGAUUUUCUUCCAUCAAGAUCAUCAGAUGCAACCGAGGGUGGGGGUAUUCAAGGAUCAAUCACACCCACAUGUCCAAGCCCAGAUGUAAAUCUAAAAGCUGAUUCAUUUAUCGCAAGGCUAAGAGGUGAAUGGAAGAUCGAGCUGAUGAAUUCCGUCAAUGAAAGAAGAAAGUUGGGUCAGCAGCUAUAGUAACAUAAACACAUUAUAUAACCAUAUGAAUUGUCUGUCUGAUUUAAUUCAGGAAAUAUGAUAUAUACAAUCUGAAAUCGCAUAAUCGCUAAUGGAAACGCGAAUGGGUGCGGUUUAGGGUUUUGGUGGAGUCCUUUUUUCAGUUUCCUCCCAUCGAAUCCCCUGUUCUUGCUGAAUUUGUUUGAUUGAGAAUAUGGUCAUUGUUCAUAGAACAAGAAUAGGCUCUAAAAGAGGGUGUUUUUUGGGUACCCUUUUGGAGUUAUAUCUUUACUUAUGUCACAAGUGUGAGUUUUGAUUGUAAUUUGUUUGUUUUAAGGAAACCAAUGUUUUAAUGUUGGUUUCAUUUGUAAAUAUCAUUUAUGUAACAUAUUUCAUCUAGAUAUGGAUUUAGAUGAAAUCAUAUUUGAUCAUUAAUUUAAAUUAGUUGAUGGUUUCUUGUUUA
Messenger RNA from Impatiens glandulifera, 2515 nucleotides. RefSeq names its product serine/arginine repetitive matrix protein 1-like. The transcript has a single exon. The coding region runs from base 130 to 2073 and encodes 647 amino acids. NCBI's taxonomy places the organism in Eukaryota, Viridiplantae, Streptophyta, Magnoliopsida, Ericales, Balsaminaceae. The record is from RefSeq and is a predicted model, not a curated record.